AUGCCGUCCUACACCGUCACCGUGGCUACGGGCAGCCAGUGGUUCGCGGGCACCGACGACUACGUGUACCUGAGCCUGGAGGGCACCGCGGGCUGCAGCGAGAGGCACCUCCUGGACAAACCCUUCUACAACGACUUCGAGCGCGGCGCGGUUGACUCCUACGAUGUGACGGUGGAAGAAGACCUUGGAGAAAUUCAGCUAAUAAAAAUUGAGAAACGAAAAUAUUGGUAUCAAGAUGACUGGUACCUUAAGCACAUCACUGUAAAAACACCACUGGGUGAUUAUCUGGAAUUCCCAUGUUACCGCUGGAUUACAGAUGAAAAAGAGGUUGUCCUUCGAGAUGGAAGAGCAAAGCUCCCCCGGGAUGACAAGACCCAGAUACUGAAGCAGCACAGACGCAAAGAGCUUGAGAAUCGUCAAAAAAUGUACCGCUGGAAGGAGUGGCAUCCUGGCUUUCCAUUGAGCAUUGAUGCCCAUUGUCACAGUGAACUGCCUCGUGACAUCCAGUUUGACAAUGAGAAAGGAAUUGACUUCAUCCUGAACUACUCUAAAGCGAUGGAGAAUCUCUAUGUCAACCGUUUUAUGCACAUGUUCCAGUCUUCCUGGAGUGACUUCGCAGAUUUUGAGAAGAUCUUUGUGAGAAUCAGUAACACAAUCUCUGAAUAUGUGAUGCAGCACUGGAAAGAAGAUUUUAUGUUUGGCUACCAGUUCCUAAAUGGCUGCAAUCCUGUGCUUAUCCGGAGAUGCACAGAGAUUCCCAAGAAGUUGCCAGUGACCAUGGAGAUGGUAGAAUGCAGCUUGGAGAGGAACCUGACCCUGGAGGAAGAAGUGAAGCAAGGAAACAUUUUCAUUGUGGACUAUGAACUGCUGGAUGGCGUGGAUGCCAAUAAGACAGAUCCAUGCACGAUACAGUACUUGGCUGCACCCAUCUGUUUGCUGUACAAGAAUCUGGAGAAUAAAAUUGUACCCAUUGCAAUCCAGCUUGGUCAAAAGCCUGGGCCAGAAAAUCCCAUAUUCCUUCCUUCAGAUGCCACCUAUGACUGGCUGCUGGCCAAAAUUUGGGUUCGCUCUUCUGAUUUCCACAUCCACCAGACGGUGACCCAUCUCUUACGGACACACCUAGUCUCAGAGGUGUUCAGCAUAGCCAUGUUCCGGCAGCUGCCUGCCGUACAUCCCCUCUUCAAGCUGUUAGUGCCACACAUGCGGUUCACAAUAGCGAUCAACACCAAAGCCCGAGAACAGCUCAUCUGUGAAUGCGGCCUUUUUGACAAGGCAAAUGCUACAGGUGGAGGAGGACACGUACAAAUGGUUCAGAAAGCAAUGAAAGAUCUGACUUACAGCUCACUCUGCUUCCCUGAGGAUAUCAAAGCUAAGGGGAUGGACAGCAAAGAGGACAUCCCCUACUACUAUUACCGAGAUGACGGCAUUAAAGUCUGGGAGGCUAUAAAGAGUUUUGCAGAGGAUGUGAUUCAAAUCUACUACGAGAGUGAUGAGGUGGUGUGUGAAGAUGUGGAACUCCAGGCCUUCGUCAAAGACAUUUACAUGUACGGGAUGAGGGGUGUGAAGGCCUCAGGGUUUCCUAAGGUGAUCAAGACACGAGAGAAACUAGCAGAAUAUCUCACAGUGAUAAUAUUCACCACGUCAGCCCAGCAUGCAGCUGUGAAUUUUGGUCAGUAUGACUGGUGUUCCUGGAUUCCCAAUGCCCCACCAACCAUGCGCUGCCCUCCUCCGACAGAAAAGGGGACAGUCACCAUCGAGCAGAUUGUGGAGAGUCUGCCAGACAGAGGGCGUUCCUGUUGGCACCUGGGAGCUGUCUGGGCCUUGAGCCAGUUCCAGGACAACGAACUGUUUCUGGGCGUGUACCCGGAUGAACAUUUCGUGGAGAAGCCAGUGAAAGAGGCUAUGGCAAAAUUCCGCAAGAAUCUGGAUGAGAUCGUCAGCGCCAUCACCGAGCGCAACAAGAACAAAAAGCUGCCUUACUACUACCUGUCCCCAAAUCGCAUUCCCAACAGCGUUGCUGUUUGAGCAACAAGGAGAGCUCAGAGGAGUAUAAAACCAGUGAAUGUUUUCCUGUUACAUAUAGUUGUUAUUAGUGACCUUUCAGAAAUCAGUAAAAUAACAAACACGCUCUCUCCAUCAGAGCUGACCCAUAGUCUGUUUUGGCUUCCAAAGCAAAUUUAACUAUGACAAAUCUUGCACACAGUCUAGCUGGCAACUCCUUAGGCUUAUAUCACCAAGAUUUUUAUGUUAAUCUUAGAAUCAAUAUCUGUUAGCUUUCCCUUUCCCAGUCAAAACAAAGAAAUUGCUGAAAUUGCUUUCUAGCUGAGUGCUGCCACAUCGUAUGUGAGAAUUGGACGGUAACAGUGAAAAAGUACUGCAUGAAGAUGGGUGUCUUCGUAUUCCUCAUUUCGCUCAUCUGAUUCAAUGAAAAUAGUAUCAGGAGCAAUAAACAAGUCACAUCUUUUAAUCCUUUCUAUUUUUAAUAAUGAUGCUCAUGACAUGAAAUUGUAGUCUUUAAACUUUGUAUGUUGUUUAUAACCUGAUUAAAAAACGUUUGCUAAAUAUUUUCAUUACAACUUUGAAUGCCCUAGUCAGGAUGAAAGUAAAAGCAGGACAUUUUCAUAAUGUAGAUGAGAGUUUUUUUAAUCACCUUCUUCCAGUGAAAUCACUUUUCUCAUCUGAAAUGAGAAAAUCUGAAUUGGAGAUUAAUUUUUAUAUCUGUAUGUACCUAUAUAUUUUCCACAUAAAACUAGUAGGGCUCGUUUCAGCCUCUACCAGAAGAGCUUUCUGUCAUUGAUAUGCAUGGGCAAAUGUUGUGCUUAGCACAAUAACAAGUACAGUCCUAGUCUGUUUCAUUGCUGAGAAGGCUGGGUUUUGUGGGUAGCUUCUUUUGUUUUGGGGGGGAAGAAAGGCUGCUUUGUAUACAGAUUAUGGAGAAAGAUCCACUGAUGGCUUCUAAGAAUCUUUGGAUUUGGCCAAUUGAGCAUAAUCUGUUGCACUCUAGAGACACCCAAGUUGUGCCUGUUACAUUUAUAGAUGAUUAGGCUCAAGUAUCUGGACUUUGGUUUUGAGAGAGUCGCAGAGACAAUGAAAAGAAAAAAAUGAGGGCUGGGAAAUUCAAGAGUAGUAGUUUAAUUAAUAACACUUUUGGAUUAUUUUUCGGAGAUUUUGUUCCUAGCGGUGUAAGAUGGGAGUGUUUGUUUUGUUUAUUUUUUAAAUAGAUGAGAAAGCUGCUUAUGCUAAUAAAACAGAACUGAACAAGAAAA
Molecule: messenger RNA, 3266 nt
Organism: Numida meleagris (helmeted guineafowl)
Lineage: Eukaryota; Metazoa; Chordata; Aves; Galliformes; Numididae
Gene: ALOX5
Product: arachidonate 5-lipoxygenase
Exons: 14
Coding region: 1-2025 (674 amino acids)
Biological process (GO): linoleic acid metabolic process; lipid oxidation
Cellular component (GO): nuclear envelope
Molecular function (GO): arachidonate 5-lipoxygenase activity; protein binding; iron ion binding
Source: RefSeq, a predicted model, not a curated record